UAUUCCGGGAAUUGUAGUCCAGUCGCUGCUUCCGUUGUUCCCGCGAGGCCUGCUGGGAGACAUAGUUCUACCAUCGCGUCUCGUGCUUGCUGGGAAUAGUAGUUCACCCAGCACUGCACAGUCAGCCCGGCCGCAGAAGACGUUUCUGGCGCGGUCAUGGAGGUGAGAUUUUGCAGUUGGAGCUUCGGCUCCCCGCGGAGCUGAUCUUUUGGGGCUGGGCCUUUCAGGCCUAGGUGGGCAUGAUGUCUGGGAACUCGGCACGAAAUGAAGCACCUGGGCUUUACCAUGAGCGGCAGCGCCUGGAGCUGUGUGCCGUCCAUGCCCUCAACAACGUUCUGCAGGAUCGACUUUUCACCCAAGAGGCAGCUGAUGAGAUCUGCAAGAGACUGGCCCCAGAUGCCAGGUGGAAUCCCCACCGCAGCUUUCUGGGCACAGGCAACUAUGAUGUCAAUGUCAUCAUGGCAGCUCUUCAGAGUGUUGGACUGGAAGCCAUCUGGUGGGACAAGCGCAGGCCCCUAGAGCAGCUGUCCCUGGCAGGGGUUCUUGGAUUAAUCAUUAAUGUCCCAUCCAACGUCUGCUUGGGCUUCCUGUCUCUCCCUAUGAGGCGCCGCCACUGGAUCGCUGUACGUCAGCUUGAUGGCACCUACUACAACCUUGACUCCAAGCUGAAGGCUCCAGCUCCAAUCGGCGGGGAAGCCGACCUCAGGCAAGAACCUAUUCUGUUUGGAAGCAUGACAAAGGCUGGAAGAGGGUAUUCCUGCAAGGAGUGCUGUCUCAGGGCCCCUGUGAAUUGCUGCUGGUGGUGCCUCAUGAAGCCGAAGAAGCUGGGAACUGGCUAAGCCCUGUCAAAUGAUGGACGAGGCCGAGAAGCCCGUCUGGGCCUCAAGCACUCUGCGCCACCCGUCUUGUGCCAUCUGCAUGCGCUGUGGGGAGGAAGGAGUGGUGCACUCCCAUGGACAGUGCCGUUCUUGGAACUGACUUGCUAAAAACUCUGUUCUCCUCCUUCCCCCAGGAAAUAAGGGUUCCCAGCUCUCCCCUUGCUUUUCAAGACCUGACCUGUCCCCAGGCACUACGGAAUAAAGGCUGUGGUACAAAAUGGUGGAGGGUCUGCUCCUGGCAUGGCCAGUUCGACCAUGAGAAGAGCCGUGCUGGGUCUUAGUGAACAACCAGACCUCUUGGAGAGUGGGAAGAGAGUACAAGCAGGGCCUGAUGAUGGCAAAGAUCCAUCCCCUGUUAAUCCCCAGCACGUGGCAGUCAGUGGUGUAAACGUGUCUGGACGUGGUGAGGAGGACAGCCUCCAUUAUGCUAGCAGGUCCUAGCAAAUCCCUGCACUUCCGUGAUUCUCACAAAAAAAGCCAUUUCUGCUCAUGUGUUUCAAGGAAUUUCCCGAGUUUAGCCAGCAUGUCCUCUUAUUUGCCUUUAAACCUGCUACCUUUUCAUUUCAGGGGAUGACAUAAAAAACAUAGGAAGCUGCCAUAUACUGAGUCAGACCAUUGGUCUGUCUAGCUCAGUAUUGUCUUCACAGACUGGCAGCAGCUUCUCCAAGGUUGCAGGCAGGAAUCUCUCCCAGCCAUAUCUUGGAGAAGCCAGGGAGGGAACUUGAAACCUUCUGCUCUUCCCAGAGUGGCUCCAUCCUCUGAGGGGGAUAUCUUAGAGGGCUCACACUUCUAGUCUCCCUUUCAUAUGCAACCAGGGUGGACCCUGCUUAGCUAAGGGGACAAGUCAUGCUUGCUACCGCAAGACCAUCUCUCCUGACCAGCAUCACACUUGAUGCUUGUGUGUCUUGAGAGAGAGGCUGCUCUGAAGGUGGUUGGAGGCUGCAGGAGAUGGUGCAUACUCAAGAGCCAAAGAUGUUUGAGAAGAACCUUUAGGAGGCACUUGGGAGUCCGUGAACUAAGGUCAAUGUGGGUUUAAUCAGUGGGACAACAGCCUAUCUCUGCCUUCUCAAAGCUGGCUUGUUACCCUCUGCCCACAAUGGUGUUUUCAGGAAAAAAAGAUCUUCUGUGACAGUCAAGGUCUCUGGAGCAGCUAGGAGUGAAGUCAGGAAUGGAGAAAAAGCAGAGUGGUCUAUUCUCGUCAUGUAGGGGACUAGGAAGAAGUGACAUAGGUCGAUGCCAUGCAUGUAGGCUGAUGCCAUGGCUCUGUUGAGUGGAGGCCUAAGGCUGAAAGCACUCUGCAGGGCUUCUGUGCCCUUAAGAGCUGGGUGGUCAAAACUCUGAAUGUGAAGCAAAGUAUCUUAUGGGAAAUCUUAACCUGUUCAAUUUUUUCCUGUUGUUCAGCUGUUGAAUAGCAGGGAGUGGGGAAGAGAGAGCAACCUUAGUCCACCAUGUAAGUGAAAAUCUCCACUGCUUUAGUCCCUUCCCCUUUUUAAAAAGAAAGCAAGAUGGCAGCCCUCCUGUCCAAGGAAGAAAUGCUUGGAAGUGUAUGAGAGGUGUUCUUGAAAGAUCAGAAACGAACAGCGGGGCUGAACAGACCUUCCGCAGUGGACAUGCAAUGGGAGUCUAGUGCACAGCCCAACCCUUUUAUCCUCCCAUACUGGUCACUCCAUUGCUAUGCCUUUUUGCCUCCUGUGCUAUCCUUGUCCUUGCUGCCCUCUCCCUGGAGGGGAAAAUAAAAAUCAGUCUUGAA
Hemicordylus capensis (graceful crag lizard) is the source of this 2628-nucleotide messenger RNA. It is a transcript of the gene JOSD2, whose product is annotated as Josephin domain containing 2. Bases 240 to 839 code for a protein of 199 amino acids. The record is from RefSeq and is a predicted model, not a curated record. The transcript has 6 exons. Lineage: Eukaryota; Metazoa; Chordata; Lepidosauria; Squamata; Cordylidae. Gene Ontology annotation, molecular function: cysteine-type deubiquitinase activity. Gene Ontology annotation, biological process: protein deubiquitination.